Messenger RNA from Lotus japonicus, 1567 nucleotides. Its product is annotated as Holliday junction resolvase MOC1, chloroplastic. The record is from RefSeq and is a predicted model, not a curated record. NCBI's taxonomy places the organism in Eukaryota, Viridiplantae, Streptophyta, Magnoliopsida, Fabales, Fabaceae. The coding region runs from base 37 to 843 and encodes 268 amino acids. Gene Ontology annotation, molecular function: crossover junction DNA endonuclease activity. The transcript has 6 exons.
AAUCCUUUUGUUCCCUCCUUAUUCUUGUUUGUGUUGAUGGAAUCCCUGCAAUUCAAACCAGAGUUCCCCCAAAAUCAGUUGCAUUUCAUGAACAAACUCCAUCCCAAUCUCAAUCUCAAUCUCAAACCCACCACCAUUUCCUUCAUUCACAUCAGGGCCUUCUGUGCUUCUUCAUCUUCUCCAAUCCAAACCAAAGUUCGGCGCAAGGUUAAGGCUUCUGAAUCUGAUGCUCAACUCAAGGAGAAUUGGUUGGCUUCACUCUCUUACCCGAAUCGUUUGAAUGAAGAGCAGGACCUGACCCGCAAAAACGAUGCCUCCGAAUGGAUCCUCGGAAUCGACCCGGAUGUCUCUGGUGCUGUGGCGCUGUUGAAAACCCAUGAUUCUGUUUGCUCACCUCAGGUAUUUGACUCUCCUCAUGUGCAAAUACUUGUUGGCAAAAGAACACGGAGACGUUUAGAUGCCAAGUCUGUCGUUGAGUUGGUUCGCAGUUUUGAUGCUCCACUUGGAACCACAGCAUAUAUAGAGCAGUCACUCCCUUUUCCACAAGAUGGGAAGCAGGGCUGGUGGAGUGGAGGAUUUGGGUAUGGGCUAUGGAUUGGGAUCUUAGUUGCUUCAGGGUUUUCAGUUGUUCCAGUGCCAUCUUUUACUUGGAAAGCAAAAUUUGAACUUUCUGGAAGCAGGAUUUCAAAGGAUGAUAGCAGGAGAGUUGCAGCCACAUUAUUUCCAUCAGUUAGUUCCCUAUUACUUAGGAAAAAAGAUCACGGAAGAGCUGAGGCUUUACUGAUUGCUGCAUAUGGCAAAGACCAAAAGAAGAAUAGCUUGGAAGGAACCUUGUCACACUAACUUUGACAAAUUGGAAACUUCAAUUUUUUAUAUAUUUUUGACCUUCACUCCCGCCCUACUUCUCCCUUUCUUUCCCUCCUGUCCAUUAAUUUAACUACCAAUUUGUAAUUGUCCCAAAUACUGUUGAACUAUAUUUCAGUGUAUAUAUUAACUUGCUUUUUGUCAAUGUUGUUUUCUUGAUCUUGCGGGUUUUCACUACCGGGAAAGGUCUGUUUUCUUGUUGGGUUUGUUGUGUCUUGAUAGGAUUCCUUUCUGUACCGAAUGGAGGCUUCUUCCCAAUGGUUGGCUAGUGCUCGUUUUGGUUAUUGGUUCUAGGUGUUGUUUGUUGGGCUUGAAGCCUGCGUUCAUGCUGGUAGGGUUUUUGUUGGGUGAGAUCUUGUCUAGCGAAGGGUUGUUAAUGACGGAUAGCGUAACGUAGCGGCAAGCCCAAAAAACGCUAUUUCGAACGCUAUUGCGGCAAAUAGUGGACAAUAGCGGCAAAUAUCAGUGAAAAGUGGAGUAGCGGUGAAACCCAGAGCGCUACGCUAUAACUCUAUUGCAAGCUUGGUCUAGCGAUCAAUGGUUCUUUAGGACUGUUUGCUUCUUGGUCGUUUUAUCUUUCAUGGUUUGUUUUUGUCGGAUCUGCAUUGUAAACCGUGGCUUGUUGGAGUUUUGUACUUGACAAUAAAGAUUGUGCCUAUAUCAAUAUAAAUCAUUUUCCCUUUGAAAAAAAAACAUUUCCAAA